Messenger RNA from Malurus melanocephalus (red-backed fairy wren), 1675 nucleotides. It is a transcript of the gene FBXO45, whose product is annotated as F-box protein 45. Gene Ontology annotation, molecular function: protein binding. The transcript is spliced from 3 exons. Gene Ontology annotation, cellular component: SCF ubiquitin ligase complex; synapse. NCBI's taxonomy places the organism in Eukaryota, Metazoa, Chordata, Aves, Passeriformes, Maluridae. The annotation marks the transcript as partial. The record is from RefSeq and is a predicted model, not a curated record. Gene Ontology annotation, biological process: synapse assembly involved in innervation; proteasome-mediated ubiquitin-dependent protein catabolic process.
GGACCCGGCCCCGGGGCGGCCGCGGCGUCGUGGGGAGGGCCGGGCUGGCGGCUGCCGGGGCGGGUGCUGGAGCUGGUGUUCUCGUACCUGGAGCUGCGGGAGCUGCGGAGCUGCGCGCUGGUCUGCAAGCUGUGGCACCGCGUCCUGCACGGCGAUGAGAACAGCGAGGUGUGGCGCAGCCUGGCCGCCCGCUGCCUGGCCGAGGAGGCCCUGCGCACCGACAUCCUCUGCAACGUGCCCACCUACAAGGGCAAGGUUCGUGCCUUCCACCACGCCUUCAGCACCAACGACUGCUCGAGGAACGUCUACAUCAAGAAGAACGGCUUCACSCUGCACCGCAACCCCAUCGCGCAGAGCACGGACGGGGCUCGCACCAAGAUCGGCUUCAGCGAGGGCCGGCACGCCUGGGAGGUGUGGUGGGAGGGCCCGCUGGGCACCGUGGCCGUCAUCGGCAUCGCCACCAAGCGCGCAGCCAUGCAGUGCCAGGGCUACGUGGCCCUGCUGGGCAGCGACGACCAGAGUUGGGGCUGGAACCUGGUGGACAAUAACUUGCUGCAUAACGGGGAGGUGAACGGCAGCUUCCCCCAGUGCAAUAACGCGCCCAAGUAUCAGAUAGGUGAAAGAAUUCGAGUUAUCCUGGACAUGGAAGACAAAACAUUAGCGUUUGAGAGGGGCUAUGAGUUCUUGGGAGUUGCCUUCAGAGGACUGCCAAAAGUUUGCCUGUAUCCAGCAGUGUCUGCUGUGUAUGGUAACACAGAAGUGACUUUGGUCUACCUGGGAAAACCUCUGGAUGGAUGACACGGAUUGUUUYGUUGGGACGUCGAGAUGUGGAUGUUUGGGAGGAGAAAUCUGCAUGUUGGUUAGAGGGAAAUGUGUAUUAGAGGAAAAAAAACAACAAAAAAGUGUGGGGGUGUGUCCAAGAGCCAUCGAGGGAACCACAUGGAGUUUGGAAACGGAGGACCAGCGGUACUUCAGAAAUUGUGUUACAUUUCCUCUUUCUACCAGGCCAGAAAAAUCCUCAGGGCUGCAGUUGGUUGAGUGGGAAGCUGACACAUGCAUGUUGCAACAGAUUUCAUUGCUAAAAUGGCAGUGUGACCUCAAACAUUUAGGAAAGGACUUGAUACCAAAAUGCUUGAGGAAAUUACCUGGGAUUUGUAAGUGGCUUGUUUUGUGAGAGACUCCCAUUUCCAAACUGCUUGUUCCCUCCUUCCUUCCUUCCUUCCUUCCUUCCUUCCUUCCUUCCUUCCUUCCUUCCCUCCUUGGGGCCAGCGUGGGGGCUGGAGCAGAGUGGGGCUGCUGGGGGUAUUUACAAUUUUUAAUGUCAUGAGAGGCACGGUCUGUGUGACUGCCCUUCUCUGGUAUAACCAUAUACCAACACGUGUGCAGCUACUUUUAAGUGUAUUUUAAGGGUUGUAUAUAAAGAAAACGUUGAAAAGAACAGUUAAAAGAAAGGGUUUGCUUUAUUCUAACUGGGACAGAAUUUCCUAAAGGGAAAAAAUAUCACCCCCCUCCCUGGCACCAGAACACACACCUGGGACAGGUGUGCAGCGUUCAUGUCAGUGCAGUUCUGUUGUGACUUGUUUUGGGAUGCUCUUGUGGAGUGCAGUGCUGCUUUGGGUUGUUCCCUGUGAAAGUUUUCAUGGCUUCAGUGACAGGUUUGUUCUCUGUAGGAAAC